AAGGUCAUUGUCAUUGGUCCAAUCCUCCAGUGCAAGUGUUUACAUGCUCGUUAAAAAAGCGAGUUGUAGCAGGCAGGUACAUCUUGGUGCUGUUGGCAAGUGCCAAGAUAGUUUUAUUGUGUUGUUUUCCGCUGUGUGAACUACAGAGCUAUUGCUUUGCGUGUGGUUUUUCUGUAAGUAAUUUACAAACGUGUGUUGUGUUUAUUCAAGACGGCGUGAGUUUAGAAUGGUGUCUGCUUUCAUCAAAUGCGUUUGUAUCGGAACUGUCAUGUAACUAUGGAGUCCACAUGCUUAUGCGGUGACACAUCGUUGAAUCACACAGUCUUCCUUGACACUGAAGGACAGAAUGGUGGUCGUGGGAAAGGACCGCCCGAAGAAGCCGUCGCAUCGCUCGGUGAGCCGGUGUCCGUGAUGGCUCGCAAGGGGGUGGAGCAGGGCCCCACGGAAGCGAUGUCGGGCGGCGACGCGACGGAGCUGCAGGAGGUGGAGGUGGAGGAAACCCAGGAUGCAGUGGUCUUCGUGAAGCCGCGCCAGCGACGAGCGUCCGACGUCAUCGACUCGCUGGGCAGCCGGCAGCCUGACAGCCCGCGCUCGCGCAACUCCUCUGUCAGCAGCCCCCGGGGCCGCGAUGCCCCCUGGUCGCAGGACUCCGUCUUCGGUACCACGCCUCCGAGUGGCCCCAGCACUCUGAAUGCAGUUCGCAAGACGUCACCGCGCUGGAGCGACACUAGCUCGGAGUCGUCCAUCUCUCCGGAGUCGGACGUCGGAUACGGCAGUAAGAAUUCCUUGCUGAUGACCAGCUCGGUCGAGGUGUUCACCCCGGACUGGCUGAAAAAGAAGCUCACCCCAGCGGGCAGGAGACAGCCGGAUGAAGCGGACGCCAACCCAUAUGAAACUGAGGAAUAUGACAAAAAUUUGGCCGAGGACGAGGUGAAGGAAGUGGUGAUGUCAGUGCACAGGCACAGUCUGGAGUACAACAUGGACCACAAGCACAGAGGCAAGGCAGUCAUCUUCAACCACGACCAGUUCGAGGAGGCGAACCACGAGCGGCCGGGCUCCAAGGUCGACGUGCAGAACCUGAGCGCGGUCUAUAGCUCGCUGGGCUUUGAGGUGGUGGUCCAUCACAAUCUCGAGCUGGGGAAGCUUAGGAGCACCCUGCAAAGUCUUGCCAAGGAAGACCACUCUGAAGCUGACUGUCUCUGGGUUACGGUACUGACCCACGGUCACCAGGGUGGCUUGAUUAAGGCAUACGAUGCCUACUAUCCUGCAGAAAUACUAUGGUUGCCUUUCACGCCAGACAGGUGUGAGUCCUUGGGCGGGAAACCAAAGAUAUUUGUUAUUCAGGCUUGUCGUGGGGACAGAUUGGAUACCGGGGUUAGGAUGGUCGCUAGAAGUACGACUCAGACUGAUUCUAGCGUUCAGUCCUACAAGCUGCCGUUAUAUGCUGAUUUCUUGAUUGCCUACAGCUCGGUGGAUGGCUUCUACUCGUUCCGCAACCCGGAGGAGGGCACGUGGUACGUGCAGUGCCUGUGCUCGGAGCUGGCCGAGAGCGCCACCACCGUCGACCUGCUCAAGAUAUUCACCAUGGUGGCGCGCCGGGUGGCCGUGGAGUACGAGACCUUCAACGACGAGAAGCCGUGGAUGAGCGAGAAGAAGCAGAUCCCGUCCACCGUCUCCAUGCUCAUCCGGGACGUCUACUUCCGGCCCAAGGGCGGACGCAGCGCCGCCGACUGAUGGCUCUGGUUCGGGCGACUCGUCCCAGCAGCGAUGUUACGUUAAGUUUGCAUUGGAGUUGGUUUCGCGAGUGCUUUAGUAUUGAUUUUCCUGUAGAAAAUUUUAGUUACUGUUUAGCAUUUAACGCAUCAGAAAGUUAUGUACGAAGUGCAAGACGUAAGAAAUAAAGAUUGCUCAAGGUUGUUAUACCCUACUAUACUAUAUAAUUACUGUAUAAUGUUUUUAGUAACAUACUGUGUAGUUACUUUUUGAGUUAUAUAAAAAUUUCCUAAAUGGUUUUCUGCCACAAAUAUUCGUAAUUUGAGUUUAAAACUUUAAAUAUAUAUAUUUUUUAACUGGUGUGAGGCACAUUAUUUUAUUCUAUGUAAAAAUUAAUAACUUUAGUAGUAAUGAUGUUAUGUUUUGCAUAUCAUGUAUACAAGUGUCUUUAUAACAAUUCUUUGAGCAGUAUUUAUUUGAAAAUAAGUGAGUCCUUUAUGGCAAAUUUUUCAAAAUGUUUAUAAGUACAUCAGAUGUACUUUUGUAAUUAGUUAAGUAUGUAGCUCAUUAUAGCAUAUGAUAAUUAGAUGUAUUAUUUGUAACAUACAUACUUUCAUGUGGUAGAUCUACAAGAUGCUGUUACCAUUUAUGUUGUGCAAUGGCAGUAUUGAAUAGUAAUAGUUCAGAGUUGCUAUUGAACUGACUUAACUGACAUUCUAAAAUUGGGUUUUGUGCUAAGAUUUUGUAUGUUAUAAUAUGCACAAUGAUUGAUGCCAAGUUCUUAUAUUUGUGCUGCAAGGAUGUUUUAUGUGACUUGAAAUUUACCUAGUAAAAGUAAAAACUUAAAAUAUUGUUAUAAAUAUAAAUUAAGAUUUGGUUAAUAUGUUAAUAGCCUGUGACACAGUUUUUAUUUUAUUUUUUUUUAUUUCUGUUUAUAUUGAAGUUUGCUUAAGAAAUUAUCAUUAAAAGCUGUUGUUUUCAAGUUGUGUGAUAUACCUUCAAGCUUAGGUAGAGUUAUAGGUUUGGGGGUGCUUUGACGACCAGUCUUUUAAGUACUAUCUAGAGUCUAAAGUAUAUUCUCUAGUGCUAGUGUGAAAGGAAAUUCUGGCAGUUACCCAGUUUUGCAGGUUAUGUACAUACCGUAUUUACCAGAAUAAGCCGCGCACCUCAAAUAUUUUGACCAUGGCAAAAAUAUUUGUUGUUUAGAAUAAUCUUCACAAUAAACUUUUAUAACAGAACUUGUGACCAUGUUUCAAGUUUAUAUUAAUGUCUAUUCUGGACUUUGUAAUUUAUUCAAUUAUAAUAUAAUUGGAUUUACAGUUACUGUAAACCUAAUAGCAGUCUUGGUACCAGUGUUGUUUGCUGGUUAUUGUUGUAAGCACUCUAUUCUUGCACAAGAGUACUAUUAAAUUUAUCAAUAUUUGCAAUAAAAAUCUUUCUGCAAAUAUACAUCCCUACAAAGAUCAGGCAGUAAAUAUUUUAUUUAGGGAUUAACUGUGAAUUAUAACAUGUUUACUGUAUUGCGAGGAAAAAGCAUUAUGUUUUUUCAGCAACCACAGAUAAUCACUUCUGCAAUCAGUCCGAAAUUAGUAACAAUUAUUGCAAUGUCUUUCUGACAAACACAUGCAAACCUAAUGCAGAUAUCCACCGUUCAUUAAGCAAUAGCAGGUCAACCAACCUUGGAGCUUGACGAAACUUGUUGCCAUGCUGCGUUGGCAUGUUUUCAUCACACAUUUUACUAAAGAUUGUGCGGUGGUUAUGUGGAUAAAUAUGGUAUUUCUUAUACCAAAAGUGUUUUUUGUAUCUUAAAAUUUGUGUUCAGUGUAGCUUAGUUGGCAAUUGCCCAGAAAAUGUUUGAAUUUUGAACUUGGUUUUGAACAAUUUGUAAUUAUUUACUUAUAUGUGUAAAGUUGAUACGGAAGAACUAAAACAAAAUACCUUAAAUCUUUACUGUUUGAAUUUUGAUCACAUAGAAUUUUUCUAAUUUAUUCUCUUUCUCUGUUCAUAUAAUAUUCAUACUAUUAAAAAUCAAAUUCAUAAUUGCAAUUUUAGAUCCUAUUUUUAGCAUAAAGGUUUUUAACCGAACGUAACUUUAAUAAUAGAAAUACAUGUCUUUUUAAAAUUAAAUGUUUGAAACAUAUGAAAGUGCCUUAGUUCUAUUGCCACAGAUUUAUCUUGAUUUUUUUAAUAUCAUUGAAAAAUCACUUUCUAAUAGUAUAAAUGAUUGCCUUGUAUUUGUAACAUUUAAAUCAUAAAGUUACUUUCUUUAUACACAAUGAUUCACUAAUAAAAAUAUAUAUUAAGCUGGUAUUUUUCCAGUUCAUUAGAAGCUUUAUCUCAUGUUUCUCUGAAAUACUCAAGUCUUUAUUGGUUUUUUUUAAAAUCAUAGAUGAACUUUUGAAAGCUUGUUAAAGAAGUACAUUUUUUGUGGUUAAGUAAUGUUAGCUAUAAAAAAUCUAAUACUAUUGCAUAGCAAUGAAUAGAAAUAUAAAUUUAUAGCCAGACUGCUGGAAACGUGACAAAACAUGUGGAACAAAUAAAAAAACUUGUGUAGUAAUGAGGAAAAAAAUUUCUCACUGAUUCAUUAUUGCUUAGCAAUACCAAGCUUCGGUAUGUUAAUGUUGUUUUCUUCUUGCUGCUUAAUAGUAAAGGUGUAAAAUCUGUAAUUUUAGUGAUUGCACUGUAAUUGAAUGACGUACUUUCUAUACUGUAACUAUAAGAUUCUUGUAUGUAUUUCAUUUAGUAUUUACUUAUUUCCUUAAAGCUAACUUUAUUUUGUCGAAGCUCAAAGUUGAUUUUUUUUCCAGAUGAUUAUUCACUACAAAAAAAAAUAUUUUUUCCUGUGUACUUUCUUUAUAACUGCUGGUUUUAAUCACUUCACACACAUAAUAGCAUCUCACAUUCAUAAAUGUUUGAUAUUUGUACCUUCAAGAAAGGAAUUAAAGUGAGUUUCCUUUUUAGUAUUGGCCAUAAUAUCCUUUUUUUUUUUGUAUAUAACAUCUUGAGAAUGUUUGUAGUAGUGAUGUGAUCUCAAUUAUUUCAUACAGUGUGUUGUUUGUAGCUACCUUCAUGUAAUUUGAGGAGUAAUUUUUGUAGCCUGCUCAUUGUAUUUAUUUUUGCAGGUCUGAAACAUUUCCUACAUUUCCUGAAUCAUUUAAGCUGUGUAUUCAAAAUUUUAUUUAUAUAUUAUUAAUUUUUUAAAGUGUACCGUUAUUGAAGUUUCACAUAGAGAAUUAUUUAUUUUUAAAGAUGUUAAAAAUAUUUUAUUGUUUUAAAUAAUGGUUACUGAAAUAUAUUUGUCUACGUGGUUUCCUAAGUAUGUUUAUAUGUUUUAUUAAAAUAAUUUCACAAUAUUAGUUAUGUCUUAUGUUCAUACAUCAUACAUCAUGUGUAACAGUCAACUAAUACAUGUAGAUUAACAACAUAAAUGACUGAUGUUACUUUAAGUUUUGUAUUGUAUUUUAUACUGCCACAGAUUAGUUCCUGUAAAAAUAAGAAUUUAAUACAGUUGGAACUUUUUCGGAUAUUUUUAAGAGAAUAGUGUAGGCCACAUAUGUAUUAUAUUUUGUUUUAUUUAAUUUGUAAAUGGUACUAGAAUGUCACAGCAACAUACCUAACGUACAGUAUUUCUACUGCAAUACAGUACAGGUUGUUUUCAGUUAGGAAUUUAUUAUUAUGCUUCACUUGGUUUUAAAAACAAUAUGUUCUUUGUGAUAUUGUAAAAUUGUUUGUUUGUAUGGAAAAUAUUCUGCACAAAAUAAAGCAUUGUGUAAAUAUUAUUAAAUUUUUAUAAGGGAUGUGUAGGUAUAAAUUAGGGAUGGGACGAUUCCAAAAUUUUCGAUUGCGAUACCCGAUUAGCGAUUCCUUAAAAAAUCCUUCAAUUCUCAAUACUCGAUACUCACCUAGUUAACUUAAUAUUAAAUAAUUCAAAUUCGAUUUGCAACAUUUUUUUUUUCAGCUUUCAAUACAUAUAUGAUGUAGCAUACAUCAUAAAUUCAUAUUUAUCAAAUUUGAGUACACAACUAAGUUAUUAACAUUAACUCAUAUAAAUGUUUACAUCAUUAGAAGUUAAUGGCUCAUAUGUCAAAGGGGUCAAACUAAUCUAAAAUUUGUUUUGUAAUACAGAAUAAACUAUAAAAAAAUAUUUUAGGCUUCCCUUGAGCAGUAUAAAUUAUUUUCGUUCAUACAACUUGCCUAACUUAGAGAAGGGUACAAAUUAACUAAAAAAUUUGUGAAAUGAAACAGUAACAAAAUAAAGCAAAAACUAGAGAACUAGCAAAUGAAAGUGUUGUACUUGAUUGUGGUAUUUCGGCGUUAGGUUACAUUUAAGAAACGCACACAAAUUCAUUUGUUGUUAUUUCGGCCUUGUCAAUUUUGACAUUCGGCGUUGUGGUAACGACCCAACAAAAUCUAUAAAACACUGUUGACCAACUAAUCAUCAUCGUCCAUUCGAAAAUUAAUGUUUGUUUACAUUUUUCCGCUUUUUGGCGCGAUUUAAAAUGCUUGUGCUGCCCCGUAUGCUGGGUGACGAAGUAAAGAUAGUUCCCAAGGUCCCCUUUAAGAGUUUCCAGAGCCUGGUACCUGGUUCGCCCGAUAAUCUGCUUGAUACUACGAUGCUGUUCCAACUACAUGCCAGCACCCCCGGCUGACGUGGUAUGGCCACUCACGUAAGGCUGUUCCAAACAUUGUUCCCCACCGUUCGCCCAAUCUGCUUGCUUUUGUAUUUAUCCGGUGUCUCUGUUCCAAGCUGACGUCAGUGCCCCGAGCUGUGUGCAUACGCUUUAAAACUUCGCCUGUUUGUCUUAUCUAUCCAAACAUUAUGCCGGAAAGGAAAAUAAAUGCCAUAGUUUUGCGUAUUUUUACAGUAUAUUUUUGGGUUUAACAUUAUAAUGUGAGUGUGUCUAAGCUUUUGUUUGCUUUAGUGGAUUUAUGAUUAAUGUUCAGUAGCGGCCAUGUUGCGGUGUUUGUUUACCAGUGACGAGACAAGUCUUUUUCCCAGUAUUUAAAUUUCGCGUAAAAACACUGCUAUUUCGCGUUUUAAUACUAAAUUUUGUGUAAAAACGCUGUGUUGUGGCGAUUUUGCAUUUAUCGUCGUUUAAUCGCGAUUGCGAAAAGAACAGGCCUCUACUAAUACGCAGUGAUAAUUUUUUUAUAAAUAAUUUUUGUACUUUGACUUAUGUAUAACAUCGACCCAAGUUUUAGAUAUUGUUUAUUUGGGGAAAUAUGACUGUGUUAUAUAUGCGUCUAGUCAGUCAUAACCCCACUCAACGAGUCGUUAAAUAAUUGUAUCUGACAGAUUUGCAAUGUUGUGAAAUGAUUUUUUUUUGCUACAUGCGGGAAUCGAAUUUUAUCACAGAUUCUCGAUUCUCGAUUAUUAAAGUAGAAUUGGUAGGUAUCGAUGAAAUUAGGAAUCUGUUUUCCCAUCCCUAGUAUAAAUAAUAGAACUAACUUAAGUUAUCAUCUGUCCAAAUUCAUUAGAUAAAAUUAACCAGGUAAUGCUUAAAUAAUAGUACUAUUUUUGCUAAUUUUUCUUCUUCAUUAAUGUCUUUUUUUUUUAAACUUUCCUAAAUGUGCUUAUUUACCAGUCAGGUACAUUUGUAUGUACCUAUUUUGAAAAAAGUAGGUUUAUGUGUUUGUCUAAUCAGCAUGUGAUCAUAAUCAAAAUGUUUUCUUUUAGGACUUCAUAAUGGUGCAUAGUUUUUUAUUUUCAUUUAAAAAAAUUUACUUGCACACACAUUAUCUUCUAUAGUCAGUCAUCAGCAUCUUAGUCAUGAAUAGUGAUCCUAUGACUGAGAUUGUGUGUUUUGACUGUGCUUCUUCAUUUUAGGCGACCUUACACACACUUGAGAGUAUUGAAAGAUGCUGCUCGUGCAAAUUGUGGAUAGUCUUUGCUGAUUGUUUACUAGUUCAUUUGAAAUUGAGAUGUUUGUUUUUCGGACUCCGCUUGAAAUAUGUAGUAUUCUUGGCAAGCACAUUUCAAAGGCAUUUAUUGCGUUUAUAUUAGGCAUGUGCGAGAAAGACUUUUUUGAAUUCGAGACGAGAUCGAGAAAGCAAUUUAAAAAUUCUCGAGAAUCGAGUCGAGAUCGAGAAAUCUGUACUUUAGUUAACAGGAUAAUAUGAUCCAAAAAAGUAAAACUCAAUAAUCUGACAAACAUACAUAAUUAUUCAAUAAUUUUAUCAAGUAUCCACAAUUGCAAUUACAACUUUACCUUUACACUCAAGUUUAUUUGCCUAUUGUCGUAUGUAAACAUACGUUAUUGACUCCAUAGUCUAUACAGUUUCCUUGAGCCAUGGACGGUACUUGAUCAUGAAAGUCUGAACAUUCGCCACUAUCGAUAUGUCACUAUCGAUACGGACCGCAAUUUAAACAUCAUGUUGCUUGUUAUAUACUGCUGGCCGUGUGUAUAACCUAAGGCCAUAAAACAAAAUGCAAUCGCGGAAGAAUUCUGCAGUCAUGUUUAUAUUUUUAUUUUUUACCGUACCGUUUUACGUUGAUACUUGAUAUUGAUACCGAAAAUGAUUUAUUUUUAACUUUAAUGUUGGUUUUAUUGACGGAAAAUAAUAAUUUUCUUCUGUAAUUUAAUGUGAUAACCACAGCACAAUUCAUUGUUUACGUUUACCGUUUCAUGUAGUGACUUGUGAACGGAAGUUGUUCGUUUUUAACUUUUUAAUAAUUUAUCGUGUAUACUAUCGUAACAAGUAUAUUUUAUUUUAUACGAUCUACGUUACGUUGAAUAUAUGUUAAUUAUUUCAACACGCAACACAAAAUGCUGCCUCAAUAUAUUAUAUUACCUAACCUAUUUCUUGUUUACAAAAUUCUCGAAAAUUCCGAGCCAAAAAAAUUAUCUCGAGACGAGAUCGAGAAAAUUUCUGUCUCGACUCGUUCUCGAUGAUGCCGAGACUCGCACAUCACUAGUUUAUAUACAAUUCCGUUAUGGUCCAUGAUUCAACGCACUACAGAAAAAACUGAACAAAUUAACCAUCAAAAUUGUUUUGUCAAGUAUUCAGUAAUCGGUUUGUGAGACCAUUCAUGGGAAAUUGCUAUACGCCGAUUUAUCUCUGAAGCCUAGCUCCCCUGGUGGAAAAGUAAUGUUAAAAAGUUUUUUCCCUAUCGACAAUCAAUCAUUUUGUUUUUUCCAUUUUGUUUUUAUCUCUAAUAAAAUUGUGAGUUCUUAAAACACUACCAUUGUGAUAGCAGGUUGGUGGCCAGACUCUGCAACAAAAGUUACACAUUCUUAAAAGAUUUCCUGAAUAACGUUUUUUGAAAUAUGUAUAUAUGCUGGUUGCUGUAGACUUUCGCACCGCCUGAGGUAGCGGGCACAGCUCAUAAAGUGGUUUUUAUUAAAUAGAUGUCAUGCUCUUAAGUGUGUACAAGCUUAAUGUACGUAUAUAUAAUUAUGUUUCUCUGCCUAAUUCAUACUCUAAACUAAAUUAUCAUUUUUGUGCCUGUAUUCACUCUUUUAUGUACAUAAUUAAAUUGGUCUGUCCUAUCUAAAAAUAUUUGAUGAACUGAUAGAAUUAAUUAUUCUAUGGUAUCUUCCAAAACUCUAAAUUAUUAAUAGAUUUGUUGGUAUGUUUUAAUUUUUGGUUGUUGUUUCCUCUUCAUAGACGUGUUUAUUUAUUUUUGUUUAAAAUUAUAUAUUAUAUGAGAAGACAUUUUUUAUGUAUAACAUGGUGUUUUAAUCAAAUGCCAUUCUUGCCAGGAAAAUAAAAUUUAUUUGGCCUAUGUUUAUAAAUGAUGGUUGCACACAGUACCAGCUCUUAUUUGAAGGAUAGGUUUCGCUGUAAGAGCCAUACAUUGUGUAAUGCCGUACAAGGUAGAAUGUUGUGUGUGCACACACAUUCAAGUAUCAAUAUGAAUUCCUCUCUGGUUUACAAACAAGUUUGCACUCACUCUCGCCACCAGAUGAUUUGGCCACAGAUUAGCUGGCUCCCUGUUGAAAUCCGAGCUUUUGAAUGCAGCAUGCUGUACACAGCGUAGCUCAAUGCUGCUGUUUGUGUGCGUUGUGAAAUUUCGUCUGCUUGUAUUUUUAUGUUAUUGUGGCCUGAAUUAAGCACUCAUUUGUUCACAGUUAAUGCCACAGUUAGCUACUGAAAUGAAACUAACUUUCUGAACGUUAACAGUUUUUUUGCCAACUAUGAUGAAAUAAUCUGAAGAGGUUGGAUAAUGUUUUUUUAUUUUUGCUGUGACAUUUUGUUACUGUUUAUAGAGGAUUUAUUUGAAGUGGUUAGUAAAGCCACACUGUAACAAUAGUGUUGCAAUAGUAAAUGCGUACAUAUUUGAGUGUGUUACUAGGUCUGUGUGAAUAUUAGUACUAUGAUGCAAAGCGAACAUCAAAUGGAUAUUUAUUUUAAAUAUUUGCGAAAUUGAGAAAGGCUCUAUUACACUAAUAUUAUAAAAUACUGGAUUGAAUUUAAAAAAAUACUAUUUUAAUGUUUAUAAUGUUUGAACUAAGUGAUUAAUGAAUUGGGCCCCAUAUAUAAUACCAUUCAGUAAAAAUUAUAAACUAACCAUGCAUAACAUUAUUAUUAAUCAUUCAUAAAAAAAACCUGAGUACCGCAGUUGUUUUUUUUUUAAGAUGCUUGCUUUAUUCAUGCAAAACAUACACAAAACACAAAAACUAAAUAUUUUUCCUUUAGUGAAUUUUAGGCACCAUGUUUUAAAGCUUUGCAACAAAUACCUAACUUUACAUCAGACAUGAAAUUUGCCUCAAAACCGAAGCUUCAAAUAAAACGAAUAGCAAUCUUCCUGGUGAAGUUUAAUUAAAUAUUAAAAAGAGCUUUAAUUGUUUUGUUUAGUUAAAGCUUUGCACAGGCCUACAUGUUAUAUUUAUUACCAGACUAUAAAACUGUACAUUGACUUUUUCUUCAUUCCUAGGCAUUAAAAAAUUUUUGAACAGAUUUUUCACUCAAUUUACUGUACUAAUCUUUAUUAAUGAUUUCUAGCAGUUGAGCCUGUUACACAGUAUUAAUAACAAUAACUAAUAAUUGAACAAAAAUAUUUGGUAGCAAAGCAAGAGGACAUUUUCAUACAAGAGGUCACUGCUGUUUAUUUCAGCAUGUGUGGAUCACAUGAGCAAUAGUCAAUAGAGUACAAUUAAAAUUGAUUCAAACUCAAAACUGGAACAUCCCUAUGAUUUUACUUGCGGCAUAUGCAGUAUAGUUAAAUUUUUUUGAAUAGUUUAGUUGUUAAAAUUUUGACUGUAUUGUGAGUGUUGUUAGGUUUUAUUAUUGUGUUGUUAGUGAUGAAGAUUAUAGUUUUAAUUGUGAUGCAUUGUGUUUUUUGUGCCAUUUUCUUUAAAGGUUGAAAAUAAAAACCAUGAUUUUGUGUGUAGGGGCCUUAUCAGCAAAAUAUAAGUAAUUAUUAGAUCAACAAAAUUAAUUGAUAUAAAUUUUUGUUUUUUUUGUAAAUGUUCAUAUAAUUAUAUAUCAAUGUAUUCCUCACUUUACAUUUGUAAUAAAGUGUAGUCAACUUUAAUUAAAUAACAAACAUUUUUUUGAUUUUAAUGUUGGUAAUGCCCUUAAAAUACAACACCAUCAAUGUUGGAGUACUUUUUUUUAGGCUUAUAGUUGUAAGUUAAGUAGUUUUUGUGAUCAUUUAGAUCUUUGAUGAUUCAGAUACUUGGUUCUUGAAUUUGAAAUACCUAUGUGCUUUUGACAAGUUUGUAUCAGGACUAGUAAUAAUUUUGUAAAUAUGAGUGAAAUGAACGGAGUAAAAGAUCUUUAAGGCAUAAAA
Bacillus rossius redtenbacheri is the source of this 11449-nucleotide messenger RNA. Its product is annotated as caspase-1-like. Gene Ontology annotation, cellular component: cytoplasm. The record is from RefSeq and is a predicted model, not a curated record. Bases 247 to 1734 code for a protein of 495 amino acids. Gene Ontology annotation, biological process: apoptotic process; positive regulation of neuron apoptotic process; proteolysis. Lineage: Eukaryota; Metazoa; Arthropoda; Insecta; Phasmatodea; Bacillidae. The transcript is spliced from 7 exons.